Messenger RNA from Pseudoliparis swirei, 2273 nucleotides. RefSeq names its product VRK serine/threonine kinase 3 (gene vrk3). NCBI's taxonomy places the organism in Eukaryota, Metazoa, Chordata, Actinopteri, Perciformes, Liparidae. Gene Ontology annotation, cellular component: nucleus; cytoplasm. Gene Ontology annotation, biological process: signal transduction; peptidyl-serine phosphorylation. The record is from RefSeq and is a predicted model, not a curated record. Bases 20 to 1633 code for a protein of 537 amino acids. The transcript is spliced from 15 exons. Gene Ontology annotation, molecular function: ATP binding; protein serine/threonine kinase activity.
GCCUGAGCGGUUUUGAAGAAUGCCUUUCCAUUUCUGCCCCCAGUGUGGGAAAAAGUUGCAGCCUGAUUUCAAAUUCUGUCCAUGCUGUGGGGAGAAGCUUCCCUCUCCUGUUGAUGAAUCUGAUCUUGUGAACUUGACGCCGUCUUUAAGUCUCUCUCCACCCAAAAGAGAUGAAGCAGUAGCUAAAUCAAGCCUGGCUUCAUGCUUAAUAUGGGAGCCGACAGAAGUUACACCGCGUCCUGCACUGCAAAAGACCCGCAUCUCCCUUCGUCUAGACAAAGAAGUUAAACUCAACAUUAAAGAUGCAACUCCACCUGUGGUGCCCUCCACUAGACCUGUUGGAGAUGGGAGGAUCAAAGAUAUCGGUGUUGGAUUGGUUGGAACUCCACCAAAACCUCCCCCAGGCCCUUCUAAACUGGUCACAUGCACAGAGACCGCUUCAGAGUCUCCUGUCCUGAAAUCCCCUCGACCAGUGAGGGGAAUGGCCAAACUCUGCAGCCCCGUUAAGCAAGUAGAAGAGAGAACGAGUCCGAUGGAUAAAACAAGGAGGAAAGCGGAGGAAUCCACGGUAGACGUCUCUCCUGUGGCUGUCUCUUCCCCUGUUCUUCCUCCAAUCUCCAGGUCCCCGUUGAAUGCGACGGCAAAAAACAAAGCCAAGAAGGCAAAGCAUGCGUCGGCUGUGGAGCCGCUACAGGAAGGUGAAAAAGUGACGGACACGACGGGAAAGACGUGGAGGCUGGUGAAACUGCUCAGUCAGAGCACGACAGAGCUCAUCUACGAAGUUUUGCAAACAGAUUCGAGAUCCAAUUCCAAGGAAUCAAAUAACAUCCUCAAACUGGGAGCUAAAGUUGGAAGAAUCUUCAAUGAGCAGAACUUUCUGCAGAGAGCUGCUAAACCUGCGUCAGUGGACAAGUGGAUCAAACAGAACAAGAUGGACUUGCUGGGGAUUCCUUCCUGUGUUGGCUUUGGUCUUCAUUUAGAGUCCUACAGGUUUCUGAUUCUCCCCAACAUGGGCGCAUCUCUCCAGUCUGUCAUGGAGAACGAAGCAGAGCUUCCUUCUGAGAAAACCGUCCUUCAGCUCGCCUGCAGAAUAGUAGAUGUGCUGCAUUACAUCCAUUCAAACGAGUAUGUUCACGCUGAUAUCAAUGCCGAAAACAUUUACAUCAAAACAGGACAGAAGUCACAGGUAUACCUCGGAGGAUACUGCCAUGCCUUCAGGUACUGUCCUAGUGGACAACAUGUAGAGUACCGUGAAGCCAGCAGGACACCACACGAGGGCGCCAUGGAGUUCAUCAGCCUGGACGCACAUAAGGGAGCAGCUCCGUCUCGACGCAGUGACCUGCAGUCUCUGGGCUACUGCAUGCUGCACUGGCACACAGGGGCGCUGCCCUGGACCCUCCUCACCGACCCGGACCAGGUAGCCAAUCAGAAACAGAGGUACAAUGAGGAUGUUCCUGCGUUGUUGAGUGACUGCUUUAAGAAGAAGGGAGUUUCCAGUGCAUUUCAACCGUACCUGACUGAAGUGAUGGCUCUGCAGUACUCCGAGCAGCCGGACUACGCUGCGCUGAAGGCGGGACUCGUUGCCGCUUUGCUGCAGCUUGGGGGCGCACCGGAGCUGCCGCUCAGUCUUUAGGUGAUGACUCCUCACACGGCACGUAGCGUCACGGUUCACAUCACGGGGUCCAGACACUUCACAACCAGAAAACGUGCUCUGCAGAACAUUUAAUAUUUUUAAGAAUAAGAGGUUCAGCUCCACCGAGUUGGCACCUUGGGUUUUUGGGCAGUGACACAUUGUGUUCUGCCUUUUAUAUUUCUUCAUAUUUUUUGUGAAAAGAUUAUAUGAAGAGAUAUUGUUACCUUCCAUUUCCAAUUUACAGCUGCAGUUCCACUCUUACAUUACAUAGAGAUCUUAAGGUGAUAAACUAUUUUAAUUCAGGACACAAAUAAUUCAUGUGAAAUUGAGAAGGAGACGUUCCUCUCAUCCUCAGCAAAUAUCAAACCUCAAAUCUGUGUUGAAAGUUAAGAACCAUUCUGUGUGAUAAUUGUAUUUUUUAACUAUCUGUUUUACUUUCAGAGGAAUGGAACAAAAAGAAGAUUUUUUAUUUAGAUGUUUAACUUGUUUUUAUCAUGCCGUGUUUUAUCCUUGAUGUUUUAUGCACUGAAUGAAGUGUUGUAGAGUUCAAUAUGCAAAUUACACAUGUUCUGUGCUCAUUUUAAGCAUUUCUGGUAUUGUGGGUUCUUAUGUAUUAGUGUAUUAAACAUUACAAGGGCAA